UUGGUUUCAGCCACCUGCUCCCUCCCCUCUUGUCACCACACUCCUCCUCAGAUCCUCAGUGCUGUCCCCUGGACAAAUACACACGUUUUUACUGCUCUGCUACACUCCACUUGGCCAGCACUUCCAGGGCGGGUAUCCAACAACAUUUAUUAUCUGAAAGACGUUAAGUGAGAAUGUCCACGGCCUCUGCUGACUGUCCCAGCUCUUCCCAAAGCUGCUUAGCAGCCAAACCUACUGGUCUAGGUGGUUCCGUAGCUAAGGCUUCCGGGUAAUGCUGUUGGACGUCUUGUCAUCUAGACAUUGGGAAUCCUGCUGAAGAAGCAUCAAUGGGAGCCAAGCAGUCCAAGGAGGAGGAGAUGAAGAGGCAGGCAAGGAAGAGUGCCGGUCGUGAGGACAGCUUGACGUCAGUGGAGCGGAUCCGCAACCACACGUACAAACAGUGGGGCUACAGCAUGCUCAGCCUGGCCCGCCGCGGCCUCAAGGAACCCCCCGAGGAACUGUGGCAUGUGACAGAGCUUGAGAAGCUCAAUCUGUCAUUGAACUGCCUGCAGGCUCUGCCCCCCGCCCUUAGCAUCCUCAGCAACCUGGUGGUCCUCAACCUGUGGGGGAACCAGCUGACCAGCCUGCCCCCAGAGAUCGGCCAACUCAGACACCUCCGUGUCCUGUUCUGCUACCGCAACCGGCUGACCGAGGUACCAGAGGAGCUGGGCAACUGCACCAGGCUGGAGGUCCUCAGCCUGGCCAACAACCAGAUAUCUGGCCUCCCCGCCUCCUUCGCCAGCCUGACCUGCUUGCGCAAGCUCAACCUCAGCCACAACAAAAUCGUUCACAUCCCCGGUUGCGUCUACACCAUGAAGAGUCUGGUCUUCCUCCACCUGGCCUGCAACAGGCUGGAGUGCAUCGCCGAGAGCAUCGCGGCACUGGUGGAGCUCAAGAUCCUCAUCGUGGAGGGGAACGAAAUCCACUCACUGCCCAAGAUGAUCUGCUGCCUGACGCGCCUGGAGCUGCUCAACGUGGACUUCAACGACAUCCAGAAUGUGCCCCAAGAGAUGCACCAGCUCAGCAGGCUGGAGAAGCUGGCCUGCCACCCUUUGGAUAAGGGGCUCCACAUCAUGCAGAACCCCUUGCAGAAACAAAUCAAAGAAGUGCUGGAAGGAGGCCUCACCGCCCUGUUUAAUUAUCUCAAAUCUAAUUGAGACUGCUCCACAGAAGAAGGGAACAUUCCUGGUCUUGAUCAGUGUGCAUUUAAUCUGCGGACCCACUUUUGGUCUCCAUAAGGGAACUAAAGUACUUCCAUUGUUGCUGCUCAUGAGUAGGAUAAGAUGCUGUGAUCCUCAACAUGCAUGAGAAAAGGAUGAGAAAAAGGUUAAAUUGUGUUUUUAAAAAAAACUUUCUGUAGAUAACAAGACGAUGCAAAUGACUCUGCAACUGUGAUUUUGCAAAAAUGAUUAGGCUACUAAUUGAAUGACUGUAGUCCUGAUUCUAAUGGUUCUUAUGUAGAGUUAUACCUAGCAACUCUGUAUAAAUUGGGACAUAUUAUCAUUAUAAACUUAAAGCAACUUACAAGUGAGUGAAACGCUCAAUGGGGCUAAACACAUUGUAUGGAAAUAGACUUGGACUGUUGGGAGGCAGGGUUAGAGGAAAUAGUCUAACAUGUAGCGGAGUUCUGACGUCAGAAUCCUCACACUCUCUACCAGAGGAGUCCAGAGAAGAGAAGAGGUCAUGUUUCAGGUCCCGAGUGAGAACACCUAACAAAGCUAUCCUCUUUGUUCUUAACAAACCUUGUUUGUUUUGUCUUGCUGUUGGGGGAGCGAGCCGGGAAAUUUCUCUGACCUGCUGCAUAGAACUUGCUGAGCCCAGUUGACCUCCACUCCCCCCAACCUCUCAUUUAGCUAUCUAAACUAUCCUUCCAGGAUCAAGAUCGGGAUGCUUCCAUUACAUCAACUAAAAGGUCAGCCUUGAGCCCAGCUGUGUUUGCUGCUGUAGUUACCGACCACUUCGUUUAAGAGCUACAAGCAAAACGCUGUUGCCAGGCUCCAACUCCAGCCAGCUCGAAGGAUCACAUGCUAUACUGCACACAGUCAAUAGACCUACAGUCUUAAUCAUGGCUAUUGGAUUGACAUUUUGAUUGGAGUAGCAUUUAAGUUUUUGAAUGUAGCACCUCAUUGCACCAGAAGGUAGCAUUUCAAAAACCAACCGAAUGAUGUGUUAAGUACUGCCUGACUGUACAGUAAGCCAUUUUAAAAUGUAAUCUUAUUCCUUAGGAUUGCCUAUUGGUGUGUUAGUUUGAGGGGCAAAUGUGCUCAUGACUAUUUUAUCUAAAUGUUCUUAUGUCCUUAUAAACUGAGGUGUAAAUAAAUACAAGAUAUUUAU
Messenger RNA from Coregonus clupeaformis (lake whitefish), 2373 nucleotides. Its product is annotated as leucine-rich repeat-containing protein 30-like. The coding region runs from base 327 to 1196 and encodes 289 amino acids. The transcript has a single exon. Gene Ontology annotation, molecular function: protein binding. The record is from RefSeq and is a predicted model, not a curated record. NCBI's taxonomy places the organism in Eukaryota, Metazoa, Chordata, Actinopteri, Salmoniformes, Salmonidae.